AAACGACCUUGACCUGCUGUGUGGUGAAAUAACGAUGACUGCUUUUGAAGAAUUUGGUGUGAUGCCUGAAAUAGGGCAGGCUGUGGAGGAGAUGGACUGGAGUUUACCAACUGAUGUCCAGCAAGAGGCCAUUCCUAUGAUACUAGGAGGAGGUGAUGUGCUUAUGGCUGCAGAAACUGGAAGUGGAAAAACAGGAGCUUUCUGUAUCCCAGUGCUACAGAUAGUACAUGAGACUCACCGUGACAUCAAGGAGGGAAAAGGAGGGGGCGGAGGAGGGAAAAAACCAAAGUCUACAAAGUGGAAAAUGAAUGUGUAUGAUAGAGGGGACGCUAUGGCCAUAGAUACUGAUGAAGGCCUGCUAUGUCAGGCUAGAGAUGCUAUGGGAUGGCAUGGGACACGCUCAAACAAGGCAGUCAGUGGGGGAGGGAAGUACUACUAUGAGGCGACAGUGACAGAUGAAGGGUUGUGUCGUGUUGGGUGGUCUACAGAUAGAGCCAGACUAGACCUAGGGACUGACAACCAAGGAUUUGGCUUUGGUGGAACAGGGAAAAAAUCAUUUGGCCGGCAGUUUGAUACUUAUGGAGAGCCAUAUGGUAAAGAUGAUGUCAUCGGCUGCUUCCUAGACCUUGAUGCAGGUCAGAUAAAAUGGUCGAAGAAUGGGGAUGAUCUCGGAAAAGCUUAUGAUAUUCCAUCUAAUCUACUUAAUCAAAACUUCUACGCUGCAGUUGUUCUCAAGAAUGCAGAAAUGAAGUUUAACUUUGGGGCCACCCCAUUUGAGAACAGGAUGAUCGGAGGCUACACAGCUUUGUUCAAGGCCCCCAAGGAGUUCACUUCAGAGUCUAAGGCAGGAGGAAGUACAGUUGCACCUGUCCCUGCUAAUAAUGCACCAGUUGCAAUAAUAAUUGAGCCUUCUAGAGAGCUUGCAGAACAAACUAUCACUCAGAUCCAGAAGUUUAAAAAAUACUUGGCUAACCCUACCAUUCGAGAGCUACUUAUUGUUGGGGGUGUACCAGCAAAAGACCAAAUAGCAGCACUAAACAAUGGGGUGGAUAUUGUGUGUGGCACUCCAGGGAGACUUGAAGAUCUGAUAUCAACAGGGAAGCUAGCAUUGUCUAAUGUCCGCUUCUUUAUCUUAGAUGAGGCUGAUGGCUUAUUAUCUGCCGGCUAUACAGAUCUGAUCAACAGGCUUUACCAGCAAAUGCCAAAGAUAUCAAACGAUGGCAAACGUUUACAAAUGAUAGUCUGCUCUGCAACGUUACAUUCCUUUGAUGUAAAGAAAAUGGCGGAGCGCCUCAUGCACUUUCCAACCUGGAUAGACCUAAAAGGACAAGAUAGUGUACCAGAGACAGUGCAUCAUGUGGUUGUACCAGUUGACCCCAAGCAAGAUACAAGCUGGAAGUCUCUCAGCCAUCACUGGGCAACAGAUGGAGUGCACGAGAAAGAUCGCCUCAAUCCUAAUUAUGAGACUCCUGAGCUGCUUUCUGAGGCAAUAAAGAAGCUAAAGGGGGAGUACCUAGUGAGGGCUAUAAGGGAACACAAGAUGGACAAGGCCUUGAUAUUCUGCAGGACAAAGUUGGACUGUGACAACUGUGAAGAUUACCUCAACAAGUUAGGAGGAGGACGCAACAGGAAUACUGAGUUUUCCUGUGUUUGUUUACACGGAGACAGGAAACCAGCGGAGCGGAAAGGAAAUCUAGAACGAUUCAAGCGGGGUGAAGUGAAGUUUCUCAUAUGUACGGAUGUAGCUGCAAGGGGUAUAGACAUCACUGGCCUGCCCUUUGUGAUCAAUGUCACGCUGCCAGAUGAAAAACAGAACUAUGUUCAUCGUAUUGGUCGUGUUGGACGUGCCGAACGCAUGGGACUUGCCAUUUCUUUAGUAGCCCAGUGCAAAGAAAAGGUAUGGUACCAUUCUAACUGUAGCAACAGAGGCAGGGGCUGCUACAACACGAAUCUCACGACACAGGGAGGUUGCUGUAUAUGGUACAAUGAACCACUGUAUAUUGGAGAUAUAGAGGAGCAUCUUGGUGUCACCAUAGACCAGGUUGGCCCAGAGAUUAAGGUUCCAGUCAACGAAUUUGAUGGCAAAGUAGUCUAUGGACAGAAGCAAACAAAUAAAGGGAGCGGUUACAAAGGACAUGUGGAAUUCUUGGCCCCAACUGUAAAGGAAUUGGCAGAGCUAGAAAAACAAGCGCAAUCUUCAUUUAUACAUCUCAAGUUUAAAAAACCUUUCCAUAAGAGAUGAGGAGAGAAUUAUCCGGGGAGAAUUAUGUACUGAACCGGGAGAAUUAUGAACUGAAUCGAAUAUUUCUUCGAAAUGCUGCAGUAGGGGGAAAAACUGUGAAAUAUCAUAAAUGGUUGACUUAAUUAUUUGUGAUAUGUAAUUUUUGACAUGGUACAUGUUAAAUAAAAGUGAUACAACCAUAAUUAUGACUUAGUUGGAGCAUUAACUGCAUUUAUUAUACACUGGUGCUGCACUUAGUCUAGCUACAGUACAAGUCUCUGUGAUCCCCCUCUACUUGGCUAAACACCUCACAAAGUCGUCACAAGGGCUUGUACAUGAUUGAAGCUAGACUAUACUGCACUCUUCAAACUAGUUACCAAAAUGGAGCAGUAACAAAAUGUUGGAACAUCUCAGAAAAGAUUUAGUGAGGUUUUGGAUUUUCUUAAACAUACAAGUCAUGUAUUAUUCCGACACACGUGAUAAAAAUGUCGUGUAAAUUCUGCCUU
Messenger RNA from Owenia fusiformis, 2727 nucleotides. Lineage: Eukaryota; Metazoa; Annelida; Polychaeta; Sabellida; Oweniidae. The record is from the annotation of a GenBank genome assembly.